CAACUGACAGAGCAGCCUGAGCUCUCCGACGUCCGCUAAACUGUUGGUUCUCCGCGGACUCCCGGACACCGCGCGUUUCCCCGCCAGCGCGCGCGGAUCCGGCUCAACUUCCCCAGGACAAGUGUUUUGGUCUCCACCUAGCUGAGGCUGAGCAAGAACUCGGGGUAACCGUGGGGUGACGGCGGCUCCAGGGACCCUUGGAGCGGAGUGGGGAGCGCACCCGACCAUCAUGCCGCGUUCGUUCCUUGUCAAGAGCAAGAAGGCUCACAGUUACCACCAGCCGCGCUCCCCGGGACCCGACUAUUCUCUCCGCCUGGAGAAUGUACUGGCGCCAGGCGGAGCAGACAGCACCUCGAGCGCAGGCGGGGCGAAGGCGGAGCCCCGGGGUCGUUUGUCCCCCGAGAUGCAGCUCACCGAGGCCCCCGACAGAGCCUCUGCGUCCCCCGGCAGCUGUGAGGGCAGCGUCUGCGAUCGGAGCUCGGAAUUUGAGGACUUCUGGAGGCCUCCGUCGCCCUCUGUGUCUCCAGCCUCAGAGAAGUCGGUGUGCCAGUCGCUGGACGAAGCUCAGCCCUUCUCCCUGCCCUUCAAGCCGUACUCGUGGAACGGCUUGGCGGGGUCUGACCUGAGGCACCUGGUGCAGAGCUACCGGCCGUGCGCGGCCCUGGAGCGCGGCGCCGGCCUGGGCCUCUUCUGCGAGCGCACCCCGGAGCCAGGCCAUCCCGCGGCGUUGUACGGCCCGGAGCGGGCGGCUGGCGGCGCAGGGGCUGGGGCGCCCGGGGGAGGCAGCGCAGGAGGCGGCGCAGCUAGCGGCGCGGGCCUAGGGCUCUACGGCGACUUUGGGCCCGCGGCGGCAGGGCUGUAUGAACGGCCGACGGCUGCGGCGGGCGGGCUGUACCCGGAGCGCGGCCACGGGCUGCAUGCGGACAAGGGCGCCGGCGUCAAAGUGGAGUCGGAGCUGCUGUGCACCCGCCUGCUGCUGGGCGGCGGCUCCUACAAGUGCAUCAAGUGUAGCAAGGUGUUCUCCACGCCACACGGGCUCGAGGUGCACGUGCGCAGGUCCCACAGCGGCACGAGACCCUUUGCUUGCGAGAUAUGCGGCAAGACCUUCGGGCACGCGGUGAGCCUGGAGCAGCACAAAGCCGUGCACUCGCAGGAACGGAGCUUUGACUGUAAGAUCUGUGGCAAGAGCUUUAAGAGGUCGUCGACACUGUCCACACACCUGCUCAUCCACUCAGACACCCGGCCUUACCCCUGUCAGUACUGUGGCAAGAGGUUCCAUCAGAAGUCAGACAUGAAGAAACACACCUUUAUCCACACUGGUGAGAAGCCCCACAAGUGCCAGGUGUGCGGCAAGGCGUUCAGCCAGAGCUCCAACCUCAUCACCCACAGCCGCAAGCACACAGGCUUCAAGCCCUUCGGCUGCGACCUCUGUGGGAAGGGCUUCCAGAGGAAGGUGGACCUCAGGCGGCACCGGGAGACGCAGCAUGGGCUCAAGUGAGCGCCCUGCCAGGCCACAAGCAGCAGUUACACAACACUAGGGAGGGCUGCCUCCCCACUUGCCACCACCUACUUGGACUUCAGGCGCCCCAGUCCAGUCCGCAGAUCCCACCUGGGUGAUCCCCCUUCACCGAACUUCCUGGAGCUGCCAGAGAGGAUAAGUUACCUUUUCAAAGUCCAUCCUGGAGUGGGAACCAAAUGACUCACUGGGCUUUGGACACACCGAAGUGCUCCACUAUACCUGAAGACUCAAAGUCAAGAGGGCAUCAGAUAAAACCUUGGGCCCCACCAGCUUCCCUUUCCCAGCCCUGCUCCAUGGACAGGAAGUUCCUUCAAGUGUCUUCCUCCUCCUGACCCACCCCAGACACUUGUGUGGAACAGGAGGAAUCAACACUUACAAGGUAGACACAAGCUAAUGUUUUUAUCUAGAAUGAAGAAUGAGUGUUAUUUUUGUUUUUUUCCUUCUGGGGAGUCUGUUGACCCCUUUCUGUUGGGUGCUGCCUGUAAAUCUUGGAAGGAUCAUUUCUCCUACUUGAAGAAUGGUUCAGAAACUGAUUUGGGGAAGUAGUUUCAUGCUUUUGAAAUUACAAGAUACACUGUAGAGCCUACCCCAAGAAGGAGCUGAAGAACAGUGGACUUGGUGAUGAGAGGAGAUUAGAGGCCUCCGGGAGGCCUGCGAAGGCUGCAUCGGAGGAGGUGGAAGCACAGAGCAAGCCUUUGGACAAAAUAUCCAUUCACUCAGCAAAUGUUUAGUGACCACCAGUUACCAUGGUAUCAGCCCUACGCUAGGUAAUGGGGAGCCAGAGAUUAAGGUCACAGCCUCUGCCUUGCCUUUCAAAAGCUAACAGUUAUACCUCCAAGUGGCUGGGUCUGUUCUUUCCCUCCAAAGGAAAUCCAAGAGGACAAAACAGAAUUUUGAACCUCCCCUUCUGACCUGUUAGGAUUUUAUCAAGCAUAGACAAAACAUAGCUGAACAGAUACUUCAAAAGAUUUGUGUGUAUAUUCACUUUUUUAUUGUUAAGCUGAUUUUUAAAGAUGUCUAAGCUAGCAGGUUUGUGAGAGUGAAGGCUGUCUUCAACUCUUUGGCCCUCCAUGUGUACCAUAGAGAAAAACCAUGAUAUUUUCCUCUGGUGAGGUUUGUAAAUGUUUUUUAGAUCUUCUGGAGUGCAUUAUGUUUGUUAAUACAUAUUUA
Molecule: messenger RNA, 2689 nt
Organism: Hipposideros armiger (great roundleaf bat)
Lineage: Eukaryota; Metazoa; Chordata; Mammalia; Chiroptera; Hipposideridae
Gene: GFI1
Product: growth factor independent 1 transcriptional repressor
Exons: 7
Coding region: 230-1498 (422 amino acids)
Biological process (GO): embryo development; regulation of transcription by RNA polymerase II
Cellular component (GO): nucleus
Molecular function (GO): RNA polymerase II cis-regulatory region sequence-specific DNA binding; DNA-binding transcription factor activity, RNA polymerase II-specific
Source: RefSeq, a predicted model, not a curated record